Messenger RNA from Suillus subalutaceus, 509 nucleotides. RefSeq lists its product as uncharacterized. The record is from RefSeq and is a predicted model, not a curated record. NCBI's taxonomy places the organism in Eukaryota, Fungi, Basidiomycota, Agaricomycetes, Boletales, Suillaceae. The coding region runs from base 45 to 335 and encodes 96 amino acids. The transcript has a single exon.
AAACUUGCAACUGCAUAACUUAGUAGCUGACUUAGACUCUGAUCAUGGCAUCAAAAGGAACACCUCUUCCUCUUCACGACACUCUACGAGACCUUGCUCUUCUGCGUGCUUCUUCUAUAGACCUCUCUGGUCUGAUUGCUGACGAUCCGACAUCCUCACAGGCCCCGAGAGAGGUUGAAGGGGUCGAAGAGUCCGCAAUACAAUCAUACGUGUUCGUGAGAGAAGUGCGGACAGCUUUGAGAAUGCACAAUUCAGGCGAAGCGCAAAAGCAAGCGACAAGGAUUGAGAAUGUGCAAGUGGAGCUAGUAGAUGUGUUGAGAAGUUUGUCGGAUUGAGGUGUGUAACAAUUUAUCAGCCUGAGCUUGGUCAAUUCUCUUUACUGAUUUUGUCUCGAAGCUUCAGGUGCCAUUCCCAGAUGUGUUGACCAUAUAGCUCAUUCUUGUUAUUUGGUAUUCUCGAUCUUCCCACUAGGUUGCAUAAUUCAAUGAAGUCACGGUGCGCUACUAAGU